Molecule: messenger RNA, 2699 nt
Organism: Danio rerio (zebrafish)
Lineage: Eukaryota; Metazoa; Chordata; Actinopteri; Cypriniformes; Danionidae
Biological process (GO): integrin-mediated signaling pathway
Cellular component (GO): plasma membrane
Source: RefSeq, marked predicted
CACGACUCGUUGUGCGAGUGUCUUGAAGAUAUUAUGACAUGUUUAUGUUAUCUAUAAGUGGCCAAGGAGAAGAUUAAACGAAUAUGGAACAGGAAGUGUGCACCAAUUUCAAAUCCAUAAGAGCAAAGUUCCAGGAGGAGAUCCAGGGCAAAUACAGACCUGUGCUUCCUGAGAAACCCAAACGCCUCCCGACAUACACGGUCAGCUGUUCUGCUCCGAUAACACUGAGCUCAUGUUCAGCUGUGGAGUUCAAAACCCCAAAUCAAGCCCAAUCAGACCCAAAAGCGUACUCGGGAAAACGUCCUAUAUCAUUCCCAAAAACAUUAUCUGAAGUCAGCAGCAGCGGAGAUGGCCAGAACAGACAGUCGCUCAAAAUCCGGCGUUUGCCUCUUGUGUUGCCGGUUUCGGAUGAUUCUUCUGCUCCAGCUCCUCCAAAGGGAGUCAUCUCUCCUCUGAAAUUCAUCAAGAAACCAAUCCCCACGCCUUUCAGUUUGACCAAAGUGUCAGUAUGCACCAAGGAAUAUGGGAAAAACGGGAAAAAUGGUCUGGGGUUAGUAAAACACAGCAGUAUUUUUAAUUCAGAAGAGCCUGCGAAUACAGAAGCCGUUGAUCUCCCCCAGAGUACAGCAUCAAAUUCUGCAUCCCCAUGUGCCAGCUUAGAGAACUCACCGAAUGAAUCGUUGACUGAUUCGUCUUCCAGUAGUGUUACGCAUUUCUUUGACCACCAGCAUGUCUUGAGCACAUUAGAGAAAGCCAAAAGAAAGCUCAACCACAAGAACCUGAUGGUGUGCGGCAGACCAAAGGGCUUCAGCUGUAGUAAAGCUCUAGUGCUUCCUAAUGAGUGUCCGUCGUCUCCUGCGAAGUCUAAAGUCUGUCGUCCAGAGAAUUCUCCAUUGAAGAUUACUGGAAACUCACACUCCUUCAUCACUGCGAUGAAGCUCAGUGGAUUCAUUCGUCCCGAAAGGCAACGCAAAACUCUUCCUGAUCUGACAUCCCUGGGUCCUGUGCCUUUUAAACCAGCUAGACCUCCACAUGUAGACCUCAGCAAAUAUAAAAGCAGAUCUGAUGUCAUUCACACCAACAAUACACUAGCUACCGAAAGUGUUCCCGAGAAUGAGACUUUGACUGUGGGCAAUGCAGCUCUUGAUGAAAGCCUGCCUCCUCCUGAAUUUCCAGAUUUCGAUAUGUCUGCUCCAGAAGCUGCAGACAGUAGUGCCAUAAAUCUGGCGGCUCUGGAAUUAGAGGCGACUGAAAUUUUGGCUUCAGAUUUGUCUCCUCCAGCACCAGCAGCAGAUGAAGACAACAACCUGGAUUCACAGUCUUCAGAGGAGAAGAGAAAUGUUGGGGUUUUGCCGUUGACUACAGAGACGGUGACCUCUGACCUUAGGGUGAACGGAUCACACACUAACGUCAGCUUGAGCAGUGAACAGCAGCGCUCAUCAGAACCAGUCUCUUCUCAGUCGAGACGUUUCCAUGAACCUUUUGACAAUGUUUACGAGGACGUGGAGGCGGUGCCCAAAUUUCCAGUUGCUCAAAGCUCAUUGAAGUAUAAAGGAGCUCCUAAAAAUCCAUAUGCAGAUAACAGCAGUUUGAAAGAAGAAACGUGGAGGACUAUAUGGCACGUGCCUCAGUGGUCGAAUCCAGCUGAAGAUCAAAAUGGACACACUCAGCAUGAUAGAAAGAAGCAGUCGAGCCCAGAUCACCACGAGGAUAAAGAGCAGAAGAAGAAAGAGAAGCAGCGUCUGGAGAAGGAGAAGAAGGAGCAGAAAGAGAAGGAUAAGAAGAGGAAUGAACUGCACAAGAAAUUUAAAAUCACGGGACUGGAAGAGCCCAUGUAUCAUGCCAGAGUGCUGGCGGACAGCAAACUCCGCAAGUACGACCUGCCUGUCAAGAGUGGAGAUCUGAUCAGCAUCAUCCGAACGGUCAACUGCCCCAAGGGGAAAUGGCUGGCCAGAGACGCCAACAACAAAUACGGCUACAUAUCUGUGAUGAAUGUGGAGCUGAACAUUAAGGAGAUGCUGGAGCUUGGAAAAAAGGUUUCGCAGGCGGCUGGACGAGGCCAGACCGAUGGAGAUAACAUCAGUUUCAGCAGCAGGUCCUCACAUCAGAAUCAAAUGUUUACAAGCAGCUUCACUGAUGACAGUGAAGAGUGGAUGUAUGAAGAUGACACUUUCUCUCUGUCAACUGAGAAUUUGAGUCAGAACAGAGCGGCCUCUUUGCCUGAUAUAUUAGAUAGUAACUCUUUCGCUGCUCAUACUUUCAGUGAUUGGAGUAUUGAAGACCACCAUGCACAGGAAGUAGAAAACUUCCAGUUUGCAGACAUCGAUCUCCUUCCACCGCCAGCACUGUACGCGGACUCUCUUUGAGCCUGAGUGACUUUGAUGGUAUGGUCAAAAAAAUCCACAUUUCUUAAGGAAGUUUCAUCUGAAAAAUGAAUAUCUAGCACAAGCCUUUUAACUGAGAAGUCAUCAAAUCAUCAAUUUUCAAAAACAGAGAAAACCAAACUCCCAUUUGGAUGAAAAUCUUGAUGUUUAAAUCUGACUUUAGCAUUGUUAGCAUGUUGUAUGAUGGCUUUAUUAUUUCAUGAAAUGGGUUUGUCGCUAAUCUUCAUAACUGUUCUCAUGAAAAUCUUGACAGUAAGUUCAUUGAAGUGUGUCGUCUCUAAUAUACACCUUUCAGCUGCGUUUGUCUUUUGUGCG